Lagenorhynchus albirostris (white-beaked dolphin) is the source of this 3829-nucleotide messenger RNA. RefSeq names its product integrin subunit beta 1 (gene ITGB1). The transcript has 17 exons. NCBI's taxonomy places the organism in Eukaryota, Metazoa, Chordata, Mammalia, Artiodactyla, Delphinidae. The coding region runs from base 181 to 2586 and encodes 801 amino acids. Gene Ontology annotation, cellular component: cell surface; focal adhesion; integrin complex. Gene Ontology annotation, biological process: cell-matrix adhesion; integrin-mediated signaling pathway; cell adhesion mediated by integrin. The record is from RefSeq and is a predicted model, not a curated record. Gene Ontology annotation, molecular function: laminin binding; collagen binding involved in cell-matrix adhesion; fibronectin binding.
GGGGUCGUUUCCUGCCGGGAGGCGGCCCCACGCCGCUGAGUCUCCUCCUCCCGCCCGAGAGGAGGAGGCGGAGCCGCCGCCGCCGCGCCCGAGCCCGAGCCCGAGCCCGGGAGGCCAAGCCAGCCCUAGGGACAGGCCGAGCGGGAGCCGCGGAGCACAGGCUGGACGCCGCGGGAGAAGAUGAAUUUACAACUGACUUUCUGGAUUGGAUUGAUCAGUUCAGUUUGCUAUGUGUUUGGCCAAGCAGAUGAAAAUAGAUGUUUAAAAGCAAAUGCCAAAUCAUGUGGAGAGUGUAUACAAGCAGGGCCCAAUUGUGGAUGGUGCACCAAUUCAACAUUUUUACAAGAAGGAAUGCCUACUUCUGCUCGAUGUGAUGAUUUAGAAGCCUUAAAAAAGAAGGGCUGUCAUCCAGAUGACAUUGAAAAUCCCAGAGGCUCCAAAGAUAUAAAGAAAAAUAAAAAUGUCACCAACCGUAGCAAAGGAACAGCAGAGAAGCUGCAGCCAGAAGAUAUUACUCAGAUCCAACCACAGCAGUUGGUUUUGCAGUUACGAUCAGGGGAGCCACAGACAUUUACAUUAAAAUUCAAGCGAGCUGAAGACUAUCCCAUCGAUCUCUACUACCUUAUGGACCUCUCCUACUCUAUGAAAGACGACUUGGAGAAUGUGAAAAGUCUUGGAACUGAUUUGAUGAAUGAAAUGAGGAGGAUUACUUCAGACUUCCGAAUUGGGUUUGGCUCAUUUGUGGAGAAAACCGUGAUGCCUUACAUUAGCACAACACCAGCUAAACUCAGGAACCCUUGCACAAGUGAACAGAACUGCACCAGCCCAUUUAGCUAUAAAAAUGUGCUCAGCCUUACUGAUAAAGGGGAGGUAUUUAAUGAACUUGUUGGUAAACAGCGCAUAUCUGGAAAUUUGGAUUCUCCAGAAGGUGGCUUUGAUGCAAUCAUGCAAGUUGCAGUUUGUGGAUCUUUGAUUGGCUGGAGGAAUGUGACACGGCUGCUGGUGUUUUCCACGGAUGCUGGGUUUCACUUUGCUGGAGAUGGGAAACUUGGUGGCAUUGUUUUACCAAAUGAUGGACAGUGUCACCUGGAGAAUGAUGUGUACACAAUGAGCCAUUAUUAUGAUUAUCCUUCUAUUGCUCACCUUGUCCAAAAACUAAGUGAAAAUAACAUUCAGACGAUUUUUGCAGUUACUGAAGAAUUUCAGCCCGUUUACAAGGAACUGAAAAAUUUGAUCCCUAAGUCAGCAGUAGGAACAUUAUCUGCAAAUUCUAGCAAUGUAAUUCAGUUGAUCAUCGAUGCAUACAAUUCCUUGUCUUCAGAAGUCAUUUUGGAAAACAGCAAAUUACCAGAAGGAGUAACAAUAAAUUACAAGUCUUACUGCAAGAAUGGGGUGAAUGGAACAGGGGAAAAUGGGAGAAAAUGCUCUAAUAUUUCCAUUGGGGAUGAGGUUCAAUUUGAAAUCAGCGUAACUUCAAAUAAAUGUCCAAAUAAGAAUUCUGAAACCAUUAAAAUUAAGCCUCUGGGCUUCACUGAAGAAGUAGAGAUUAUUCUUCAGUUCAUCUGUGAAUGUGAAUGCCAGAGUGAAGGCAUCCCUAGCAGUCCCAAGUGCCAUGAUGGCAAUGGGACCUUUGAGUGUGGAGCCUGCAGGUGCAACGAGGGACGUGUUGGGAGACAUUGUGAAUGUAGCACAGAUGAGGUGAACAGUGAAGAUAUGGACGCUUACUGCAGGAAAGAGAACAGUUCAGAAAUAUGUAGCAACAACGGAGAAUGUGUCUGUGGACAGUGUGUGUGUCGGAAGAGGGAUAAUACAAACGAAAUUUAUUCUGGCAAAUUCUGCGAGUGUGAUAAUUUCAACUGUGAUAGAUCCAAUGGCUUAAUUUGUGGAGGAAAUGGUGUCUGCAAGUGUCGUGUGUGUGAAUGCAACCCUAACUACACUGGCAGUGCCUGUGACUGUUCUCUGGACACUACCUCCUGCAUGGCUGUGAAUGGGCAGAUCUGCAAUGGCCGGGGCGUCUGUGAGUGUGGCGCCUGUAAGUGUACAGAUCCCAAGUUCCAAGGGCCGACCUGUGAGAUGUGCCAGACGUGCCUUGGAGUCUGUGCCGAGCAUAAGGAAUGUGUUCAGUGCCGAGCCUUCAACAAAGGAGAAAAGAAAGACACGUGUGCUCAGGAAUGUUCACAUUUCAACAUUACCAAGGUUGAAAAUCGGGACAGGUUGCCCCAACCAGGCCAGGUGGAUCCCCUGUCCCAUUGUAAGGAGAAGGACGUUGACGAUUGCUGGUUCUACUUCACAUAUUCAGUGAAUGGGAACAAUGAGGCCACUGUUCAUGUUGUAGAGACUCCAGAGUGCCCCACUGGUCCAGACAUUAUCCCAAUUGUAGCAGGUGUGGUUGCUGGAAUUGUUCUUAUUGGCCUUGCAUUGCUGCUGAUUUGGAAGCUUUUAAUGAUCAUUCAUGACAGAAGGGAAUUUGCCAAAUUUGAAAAGGAAAAAAUGAAUGCCAAAUGGGACACGCAAGAAAAUCCAAUUUACAAGAGUCCUAUUAAUAAUUUCAAGAAUCCAAACUAUGGACGUAAAGCUGGUCUCUAAGUUGCCGUUCGGUGAAAAUCCUAUUUAUAAGAGUGCUGUGACAACUGUUGUCAAUCCGAAGUAUGAGGGAAAAUGAGCGCUGCCAGUGCGUAUCCACAACACUGAGUGCAAAGUAGUAAUUCCACACCCACAGUAAGGUAGUUUCAGGGCAGUGUUGCUGUGGUUCUCUCUUGGGCAGGUUCUGAAAAUGUACAAUAUGUAUAAUUUGAAAAUUUUUUUAUUAUUUUGAAAAUAAUGUUAUAAUCAAUGCCAGGGACUGACAGAAGACUUGAGACAGGAUGGUUAUCCUUAUCAUCUAAGGUUGCAUUGUGCCUUUUUGACCUUUUCCUCCUGGACUGUUGAAAUCCAGCUCUUAGUGGAUUAAGCGAUAUUUCUAGAGUGAUUGAAAGGGCAGUAGUUAAAGUAAUGAGUAUGAUGAGAGUUUCUCUUAAUCAAGUAUUAAAACUGAUUUCUUGCUUUGCAGAUAUGUCACUUUUCAGUUAUACAGAAUCCAAAGUGAAUGUCCUUCUAGCUAGUUUAGAAUUGUUUUAAAUUUGUUAUUUUGUUAUUUUCCUUAUUAGACAUGACUGAUAACAUGAUGUAUCUGAAAGAUGAGUAUGUUGGGAGUUGCUUGUGUAAAAUAAUGAAAUGUUUGAUCUACAAAGGCCAUGGGAAAAGUCAGAGAGUUAGGAAGGGAAAACAUAGCUUUAAAACCUGUGUGCCAUUUCAAGAGUUACUUAAUCUUGGUAACUUUUAUGCCUUCUUUUUUUAAAUUCAAGCCUUGUUUAAAAGUAUUGGGGAAUUUUCUGCAAAAAAAAAGUCCUUGAUUUAUAUAAAGGCCUUAAUUUACAUAGUAUUUGCUGAAUUGGGGACCUCUGGGUGAAUUUAUUUUAUUCAUUUUAUUUUGUUUAAAGCCUGGUGCUUUUUAUCACCUCUUCUAAUCUUUUAAUGUAUUUGUUUGCAAUUUUGGGUAAGACUUUUGUUAUCAGUACUUUUUCAUUGAUGUUUUAGCUGUACAUUUGCCUUUUUAAUGACCAUGUGAAAUUGUACUAUGGCUUAUGCAACAGCCAUCAGUUAAGUAAUUCUUAAUUUCAAUUAGUGAUGUAACAGACCACUGUAUAUUUACUUCUCACUGUUUGAAUUUCCUGUUUGGUUUCAUACUAGCCACAUUCUAUUUUAAGUGCCUUUUAAUUUUAACAGUUCACUUUUUACAAUGCUAUUUACUGAAGUUAUUUAUUAAAUAAAAAUGCCUAAAAUAUUUAAA